AUGGCGGCUGUCCAAUCACCCAAGCAAAGCCUGGAGCAUCCAAAUCUUGAAAAAGACACAGAGAUUCAAAAAACAGCAGAUACGGAAUCAGCAGACUCCAACACAGUAGAAGAAGAAUAUCCCUCUUCAAUACAGUUACUUUUCAUCAGUAUUGCCGUUAUUUUUAGUAUCUUCUUGGCCGCUCUUGACCAGACUAUCGUCGGUACCGCUAUUCCCAAGAUCACAGACGAGUUUCACAGUGUCGACAAAGUGUCAUGGUUUGGAGCUGCUUACUUCAUGACCUUUGGUGGCUUUCAGACAUCGUGGGGCAAGGCAUUCUCGUAUUUCAACUUCAAACACGCCUUUCUGCUCUCCAUGUUUAUCUUCGAAGUAGGGAGCUUGCUGUGUGCUGUGGCUCCUAAUACAAUUGCAUUUAUCUUUGGACGAGCCAUUGCAGGGUUGGGAGGUGCCGGUAUGUCGUCCGGCGCCAUAACAAUGAUCGCAUUUUCAGUCCCGCCACGAAAAAGGCCCCUUUUUUUAGGCAUCACAGGCUCAACCUAUGGGAUCUCCUCUGUUGUUGGUCCCCUACUAGGUGGCGUCUUCUCUGGCCGCGUCAGUUGGCGGUGGUGCUUCUAUAUCAAUCUUCCUCUUGGGGGAGCUGCGGCUGCCAUUAUCUUCAUUUUCUUUACCACUCCACCUCAAGCAAAGCCACUCCCCGCAACUUUGAAGGAGAAAUUUCUACAGAUGGAUCCUGUCGGUGUGGUGUUGUGUAUGGCUUCUAUUAUCACCUUUAUAAUGGCCUUUGAGUAUGGCGGACAGUCCAAGGCGUGGAACAGCAGCGUCGUAAUCGGCCUCCUCGUCGGAUUUCCACUGAUUACCGCUUCAUUUGUCAUUUGGGAGUACUAUCAAGGAGAACGUGCCAUGAUUGUACCCCGUCUUUUCAAGAAGCGUGCAAUCUGGGCUGGAUCGCUCUACCAGUUCUUUAUAGCAGGUGCAUAUUUCUUGAUUCUUUACUACCUACCCAUCUACUUCCAGAGCAUCCAAAAUGUGAGCGCCAUCGAGUCUGGUGUUCGCAAUCUAGCCAUGGUUAUCACAAUCAGCUUUGCACUCAUUGCUGGUGGUGUUAUCGUGGGACAAACAGGCCAAACAGUUUCCUUCAUGAUGUUUGGGGCGGCCAUCGCCGCUAUUGGCACCGGGCUGAUGCGUACUUUUGGCUUGCAUACGUCUUCUGGUAAAUGGAUCGGCUAUCAGAUCUUGACGGGAUUUGGCAUCGCUUUUCCUUUUCAAAUAACACUCAAUAUUGGCCAGGCGAAUGCCAGCUCUGCUGACAUGUCUAAAGCCACGGCCACUAUAUUCUUCUUUCAAACCAUUGGAGGCGCGUUAUCUCUUGCUGCUGCACAAGCUGCAUUCUUGAACACCAUAAGAAAGACCGCCACUGGCAUUGACCGUACACUAUUGAUAGCUUCUGGUGCUACUCAGCUGCGGUCAAUGUUCUCCCCAGAGCAGCUCCCGAUUGUAAUCAACGCAUAUUUGGCCGGAACCAGAGCGGCCUUGACUAUCGCCGUUGGUAUGGUGGGAUUUGCUUGCUUCGCAAGUCUUUUAAGCUCGUGGAAGAACUUGCAUGAUCAGAGGCCCGAAGGAGCUCCUCCUUCCGCUAAAAGAGAGGUGGUUCUUGUUAUGGCUUAG
Talaromyces rugulosus is the source of this 1665-nucleotide messenger RNA. RefSeq lists its product as uncharacterized. The transcript is spliced from 3 exons. Bases 1 to 1665 code for a protein of 554 amino acids. Gene Ontology annotation, molecular function: transmembrane transporter activity. Gene Ontology annotation, biological process: transmembrane transport. The record is from RefSeq and is a predicted model, not a curated record. NCBI's taxonomy places the organism in Eukaryota, Fungi, Ascomycota, Eurotiomycetes, Eurotiales, Trichocomaceae.